Messenger RNA from Arachis duranensis, 1116 nucleotides. Its product is annotated as zinc finger protein CONSTANS-LIKE 2. The record is from RefSeq and is a predicted model, not a curated record. The coding region runs from base 236 to 781 and encodes 181 amino acids. NCBI's taxonomy places the organism in Eukaryota, Viridiplantae, Streptophyta, Magnoliopsida, Fabales, Fabaceae. Gene Ontology annotation, molecular function: zinc ion binding. The transcript is spliced from 2 exons.
AUAUCUAAAUCAGAUCAAACAGUAGAGAGAACAGAAGGGUGGUUCACUAGUUUUUGGGGCUGCUACGCAAAAUCAGGGAUUGAUCAAUUGAUUUACUCUUUUAUAAAAGAUCAGACAACGUAACUUACAACUUUCCGUCUUUCUCCUUCUUCCUCCUUCACCCUUCAACGAAAACAAUAAACAGAGAACAAAAAGAGUAAGAUAUUUUUCUAAUUUGAGAUUCAAGAAGGUGGAUAUGAUGAAGAAGUGCGAACUGUGCAAGGUUAGGGCUAGGACUUUCUGCGAGUCGGACCAGGCUAGCUUAUGCUGGACCUGCGACGCUAAUGUUCACGGUGCUAACUUCCUUGUGGCUAGGCACUCCAGGACGCUCCUCUGCCGCGACUGUUACUCACUUACGCCGUGGAAAGCCACCGGCGCCGCACUCCUUAACGCCGUUUCCCUCUGCCACAGUUGUUCCAAGGGAGAACAAGAAAAACCAAAAGAAGAAGAGAGCGAAGGGGAAAAUAACGACGCGACAGAAAUCGACGACGACGACGACGACGGUUUCGAAGAUGUGGACGGAGAAAAUCAGGUUGUGCCUUGGUGCUCUUCCACCACCCCGCCGCCUCCGCCUUCGAGUUCCGCCGGCAGCGAAGAGUCGGAGUUCGGCGCUGGAGAUGGUUUUGACCUGGCGACGUCGUUGAAACGACGGCGUGACGUCGACGCUUCGGAUCGUGACCUUCAGGAAGCCUCGAACGCUUCGAUUUGUGAGCGGCGGAGGAUGGCAGAGGACCACCGCUGAAGUGGUUGGCGUGACGGUGGAGAUUGAGGCAGCGUUUGAGGUUGGGACGCUAAUUUUAACGACGUCGUUGGCAUGAAGAUAUUUUGAGCUCUUUUGAUUAUUUUACUAUUUAACUUGCUUUCUGAUCUAGCCCGCUUAUAACACCACUGCUUACUUUUGACCAGUAGUUAAAACUAUUAGUUCAUUGAUCAGCACUGCUUGUUCGGAGAACGGUAGAAGAUUGACAUUAGAAUUUCCCUUUUUCUUCGUUCUCAAAAGAUAGAUAUAGAUAUAACAUAUAAAUAUGUAUUUUGAAGCUGAUGAUGUAAAUUUUAAUUUCUCUCAACUCUUUUUAA